AUGCCCGGCAGACCAAAUGAUCUACGGCUCCCUAAACAGCACAAAAAAUUGUCUGGACCGUUGGUUAAAGCAUGCUGCGGAAUCAGAUAUUGCGUUCUUUCGUCCUCCCAAGUGACGUAUGGAUCAUCCCAAUUCGCGAUAAGCGAUCAACAGGCUCCGAUUGAACUUGUUAUUCCUGAGUUGACACACCAACUCGUGCUAGCAGGGUUUCGCCCGACACAAGUACUCAAAAAAGACGAACUUUGA
Protopolystoma xenopodis is the source of this 246-nucleotide messenger RNA. NCBI's taxonomy places the organism in Eukaryota, Metazoa, Platyhelminthes, Monogenea, Polystomatidea, Polystomatidae. The record is from the annotation of a GenBank genome assembly.